CUCUCUCUCUCCCCUCUCUCUCUUCUCUCUCUUAGUGUCUCUCUCACUUUCUCACUCUUUUUCCGUGCGGCCCAUGAAAGGCUUGUCGCCCCAAGCGAAGCUCGGAGGCCAGAACCUGUGAGGGGCCGCUGGACGCCACCAUGAAGCCAAGACCUUCGUUGCUGUGGACCUCCGUCUCCAUGUAUGGGAACCUGGCCUCGUCCCUCGGUGCUGAGCCUGGACCGGAGCUUUUGGUGGGAUUGUUCUGCUGAUCUGGCGGUAGGACACUGUUUGAGGACGUGAUGAUGCUGGAGCUGCAGAGCGGUGAGGAUGUCGGCCACGUGGACCCGCUGGGCGCUGAUGAGCUGGAGUGUAAGAUCUGCUACUGCUUGUACAACCUGGGCAGUCGCAGGCCGAAGGUGCUGGAGUGCUGCCAUCGCCUGUGCUCCAAGUGCCUCGCCAAGAUCCUGGACCUGGGCGAGUCACCGCCCGACGCCCUGGUGUGCCCGUUCUGCCGCUACGUCACCAGGCUGCCAGGGGAGGCGGCCAGCGGCCUGCCGGACGACUGCAACCUGGUGGCCACGCUGGCCCUCCGGAGCAGGAACCAGAGGAACCUCCACUUCCACCAGGACGCUACGCCAGAGCUGCUGCUCAGCCCCCAACGCCUGAGUUCACUGAUGGGGGGAAACCCAUCCUCCUCCACCACCUCCUCUUCCUCCACCGCCUACUCCACCAUCCGGAGCUCCCCCAACUUCGUGGUCAUCACCAUCAUGGAGCCUCCGCCGGCGUCUGCGUCCACCCAGGACCUCCACCGCUACCCGCUGGCCUCCUCCAGCCUGGACUCCAUGGCGUCCAUCACGCAGCGCUGGACGGUCUGGAACUGUGCGGCGCUGCUGUGCCAGACUCUGGCCCGGGCGCUGGUCUGGGUCCUGGGGCUGCUGUACUUCAGCUCACUGCCAAUGGGGGUCUACCUGCUGAUCAUGCAGAGGACCACGCUCGGCGUUCUGCUGGUCAGCCUGGUUCCCACCAGCCUGGUCAUGAUCAUGGUCUACGGGUUCUGCCAGUGCAUCUGCCACGAGUUCUGGGACUGCAUGCCGCCGUAACGGACCCAGCGGACGCUACGGACCCAACAAAUCCUACGGACCCAACGGACCCAACAGAAGAGCUUUGAACCGACGGUGGACCUCCAGACGUUGCGACCAUGUGGACAGAAAGAGAAGAUUCCUACAUGACACACAGAGCUCACAGUUUGGAGCUUUAUUUUUAUUACUAUUCAUGUUAAUCUGUGCUUUUCUUCUUUUAGGCUGACAGACGACUAAUGAUCCUCAACAUAAAGACCACAUGUAGUGAUAACAAUGUUGUAGUGACAAACCUGAAGAACAUCUUGUUAUUUAGCCAUAAAUGUCUCAAAUCUAA
Acanthochromis polyacanthus (spiny chromis) is the source of this 1395-nucleotide messenger RNA. It is a transcript of the gene rnf182, whose product is annotated as ring finger protein 182. The record is from RefSeq and is a predicted model, not a curated record. The coding region runs from base 282 to 1082 and encodes 266 amino acids. The transcript has a single exon. NCBI's taxonomy places the organism in Eukaryota, Metazoa, Chordata, Actinopteri, Pomacentridae.